CGAGGCUGAAGCCCGAACACGCAACCUAAUUUAUUUUCAACCGUCUUCGCAACAGGGCACCGUUUUUCCGUCGUCGCGCUACAGUUCCUUCUAGGCAUCAUUCAUCUUGCAUCCAUUCUUCACAGCAGUAGUCCCUACGACACUUUGUGCCUGAUACGCAAUUAUUGGAAAGUUAUCUUGUCUGGGUUACCAGGAAGAUCCGUACGACUUCCGGUUCAUUCCGACCGACAAACAAGAAACCCAUAAACUCGACGUAUCGUUCGCCUGGUUUCGGCGCCCACGUUAGGUUGUCUUUCACCAUGGCAUCCGAUAAGCGGGCCGAUGAAGACAGGUCUAUCUCGCCGCCCUUAGUCGGCGAUGAACAGUCCGUCUCGCCCUUACUCGGCGAAGCUGUCGACCGACCCCAUGGACCCCUGAGGCUUAAAAUCAAGUUCGCCCCCGAGAGUAUGCAAAAUAAGGAGUAUUCUUUCCACGUAGGCGACUUGUUCGAGGAUAUGAUUCUCGCGUUUUGGAACUACUACCCGAAAUACGACUGGAACGUGUGCAAAGCCAUCGUCGAGAAACCCCAGCCGGGUGUGCCGUCGCUUAUCAAAUACCCCCAGGACCAAGAAUUCCUGCUCGAACGACUCCACGGCACCACCAUACGGCUCCUAGCACCAAAGCUAGCAGAACUUGCCUCGUUUAUAGAAGCCCUUAAGGCUGCAAAAGAUCGGCGAGCCGCUCUCGCUCAACGGUGGGACAAGCGUGUCAAGGCCGCGACGAAGCCCGCUAGUUACGACCCCUACACGUUCUUGUCGUUGCGUCCCCUGAGAUACCUUCCCCAGGCGGACACUAGUAUGAACUUCUUGAUGAAACUCAGGGGUGAUAUCGGCAUCAAGGCCGCCAUGAAAAAGCACCAGUGGAGCGUCGGUUUACUUACGGAGAUGGACCCCCGCGAGCACACUAAUGCGACACACGAGGGCGUAUCGCGGACCCUAGGGCUCAACCGCAACCACGGCGAGGUCAUUGAGCUGCGCCUGCGAACCGACGAUAUGUUAGGUUGGCGCGACUACACCACCGUGCGUAAGACGCUAUGUCACGAGCUCGCCCAUAAUGUCUACGGACCGCACGAUCGGAAGUUCUGGGAUCUGUGCCAUCAAAUCGAGCGCGAGGUUGCCGCUGCGGACUGGGCUAAGGCCGGGCGCCCAUUAAGUACCCUCGAAUUUGCGCCCUCGCGAGAGGACGAGGUCGCAGACAACGGAGCCUGGUACGGCGGAACCUAUGUCCUAGGUGGUGGCUCCAGAAAUGAUGAUAACACUAGGGAGAAAAUCGAUCAGCCUGAUGCUGAUCGGAGGCUAAUCAUCGCCCACGCAAUCGACCGUAGGUGGUCGAAACCGAAGGCAACCCCGAGCCAGCCUGAGAAAAGCCCCGAUGAAUCGUCUCAGGACAUUCAGGACAAGCAGGACAAGGAGGGACAGCAGUCCUAGGUAGUCUAUACAGUAGAUGACAUAAGGACUAGCCGGAAGGAAGUAGCGAAGAUGUCUCUAUAGACGGUUGGAAAGGGCGGGAUGCAGAAUAUCCUUGGAACCUGCGGUUGGGAGAUAUUUCUAACAGCUGAUGAUGGGGCCCGGGCUCGGGAAGCGAUACGAAGGGGGGCGAUUGUGUUCACUAUAGGGGUAUCAUGACGGUGGCUGUCUGCCACCACUGCUUUCUGAGAGGACGGACCGCAUCGACGUCACGAUAACCAUAGCGGAUAUGCCAUUUGCGGUUUGGAAUGAAGGUGAAACCGUCAUUUGCCGUUUUUCAUUGUUGGGGGUUAAAGCCCGGGGCAUAUAGACUCGCCUCAAGCGGCCUUUUUUUCUCAGCGGGAUCCAUGUAAACAUUUUCGAUAUCAUCACAACAGCGUCAAUAUUCAGUUGACUGUGCAGUA
Lasiosphaeria miniovina is the source of this 1909-nucleotide messenger RNA. RefSeq names its product WLM domain-containing protein. The transcript has a single exon. The record is from RefSeq and is a predicted model, not a curated record. NCBI's taxonomy places the organism in Eukaryota, Fungi, Ascomycota, Sordariomycetes, Sordariales, Lasiosphaeriaceae. Gene Ontology annotation, molecular function: proteasome binding. The coding region runs from base 300 to 1466 and encodes 388 amino acids.